Molecule: messenger RNA, 1014 nt
Organism: Laccaria bicolor S238N-H82
Lineage: Eukaryota; Fungi; Basidiomycota; Agaricomycetes; Agaricales; Hydnangiaceae
Exons: 4
Coding region: 1-1014 (337 amino acids)
Biological process (GO): DNA-templated transcription initiation
Cellular component (GO): RNA polymerase I complex
Source: RefSeq, a predicted model, not a curated record
AUGGAUUCUACCCAGCUUUACGCGUCCUCAUCCAAGUCAUCGUUGAAAAAGCGCAAGUCUCCUGACGGCGCAGGACCGAAUAUCUCUACAAAAAAACGAAGAAAAUCAGACAGCACUGACGACACCGAUUGCGAAUUCCAUGUCGCCAGCGCAUCGCUCAUUCUCUCCAUUCCACCUACGUUUGCCGCUAACCCGAGAAUUGGAGCAGAAGAAAUGCUUGAUUCCAUGGUCAUGAGGUAUAUCCCUGCGUUUCAGGGCGUUGUACUGGCGCACUCGAAUCUUAAAUUUCAAGAUCAAAAUGCCAUCAUUAAAAUGGAUUGCCCAUUUUUAGUGUGCAGCGUCAGUUUUGACGCGACUGUGUGGAGUCCCCGUGUUGGAAUGAAACUAGUUGGCAAGGUGAACUUGUGCUCACCCGACCACAUUUCUCUUCUCGUACACCGCACCUUCAACGUCUCAAUACCCCGACAUCAUAUACCAGCCGAUGAAUGGGAUUUCGAGUAUGGUCCUGCCGAGAACGACCCCGAGUAUGGCCAAGGCGCACAGGAAAACAACGAUGAAAUGGUAGCAGACAAUAUGACAAAGAAGCAGAACAAUGAUGGUGGAGGAAAGUGGGUUCGCCGAAUUACUGGACAUCGAAUAGGAAACAAGGACGGGUUUUUGGAGUUCACCGUUGUUGGAUUAACAGUGGCAAACGAAAUGCUCUCCUUACUUGGAUCAAUCCAGCCCGACCCAUUUUCUCCAGAACAUACCAUUCGCCCUCAAUCGAAGAAAGAAAUACAUUCGGAAGUGGAGGAGGAUGUUGUCGAGGAGAAGUCUGAGCUAGAUGAUGGCAUAGACGACGACAGCGACGAAGAUACAUUCACGAUGCUGGGUAAACAAGCCGACCAAGCGGCCCUGCGGGAGGCUAAGCGCAAGGCGAAGGAGGACCAGGAGAAACCAGAGAAGAAAAAGAAACGGAAAGACGGGGAGAGCGAGAUGGAGUUUAAAAAGUCAAAGAAACAUAAAAAGCGAUGA